AUGUCAGGCCGUUAUCGCCACGUUCUUGAAGUUCAUGUUAAUAAAGAAGAUAUGUUCACUUGCUCGGCUUGUGAUUUCUCUCAUUGCAGCUCAAUAGCCGAAGCUAGAAAUCACGCCGGCACUGCUCACCCUGACGAAAACGCGUGCCCACAAAGCAAAAGCGGUUCCACUUCAGCUGGAGCAUUGCAAGUUGUUCAGCUCUUUUACGAGGCUUGGGCUCACCUAAACAAGAAU
Messenger RNA from Mesorhabditis belari, 234 nucleotides. Lineage: Eukaryota; Metazoa; Nematoda; Chromadorea; Rhabditida; Rhabditidae. The record is from the annotation of a GenBank genome assembly.